AUUUGUUUUCUCUCUCUUUCUCUCUCUUUCUCUCUCUCUAUUUCUUAUUUUUGUCUUAUGCAAGAAAUAUACCCAAAUCAAACUGUUUUGCCAGUUCGACGAAGGUUUCAAAUAUGUGGCUUCCUUGAUAUGUCUUAUGGUGGCCCUUUUGUGUGUUUUAUAUGGCUCGUAAUCAAUAUGUAUACAUGCGUACUCGCAUUUCAAAAGAGAAGUCCGGUCUUUUCUUACCUGAACAAUGCGGCAUUGAUUAUACAAGGAGUCAUCUGUCUUUUGUUUUUUAUCUCAGCUUUAAUAUCUCUCUAUUCGUUUUCUUUGGCAAGACCAUGGCAAUUAAGAAGGUCACAUCGAUUGACGUGGAUUAUGGUCAUUUUUUUCUUAUCGGAUUUCUUUGCUAAUAUUGUACUGUUUGGUGUUCAAAAAGAACAAUUCAAAGACUGGUGUAUUGGACAAUCUCGACAGGAUACAACUUAUUAUUUGUUUACGCACAUGCCUUACAAUAGUACAUUCAAUCAAGAUACCCAAUUGACAUUUGCAUCAAAAAGCCCUACUUCUAAUUUAUAUAAUUGCACUCGAUUAUGGGAAGAUGAAGUCAAAUUCGCUUGUGUUUUAUAUGUCAUUUUAUUCACACUUUAUGUUCAUUUUGCUUUCUGCUUUUGGCGAUUUACUCAAGAGAGAUGGAGCGCGUAUGAAGCCAUGUUAAGACUCAACAUGAUGCCAAACGAAGCCAUGGUGCCCAAUAAUUUCAGUAUGACAAACAACAACACAAACACAAUGAUGAUGAACUUGGCACCAAAAGAUCGAAAUAAGAAGACCGAGGAAGGCCAAAAAAGUUUAGCUGAGAUGACAAGAGCCUUUUUACAAAAAACAUUCACAAGAUAAAGAAAGUAGCCUUUUUAUUGUACAUUGAAACAGUAAUAAAUAAAAUA
Gilbertella persicaria is the source of this 926-nucleotide messenger RNA. RefSeq lists its product as uncharacterized. NCBI's taxonomy places the organism in Eukaryota, Fungi, Mucoromycota, Mucoromycetes, Mucorales, Choanephoraceae. The transcript is spliced from 5 exons. The record is from RefSeq and is a predicted model, not a curated record. The coding region runs from base 58 to 879 and encodes 273 amino acids.